Messenger RNA from Pteropus alecto (black flying fox), 5538 nucleotides. It is a transcript of the gene CATSPERT, whose product is annotated as C2 calcium dependent domain containing 6. The transcript is spliced from 16 exons. The coding region runs from base 1 to 5337 and encodes 1778 amino acids. NCBI's taxonomy places the organism in Eukaryota, Metazoa, Chordata, Mammalia, Chiroptera, Pteropodidae. The record is from RefSeq and is a predicted model, not a curated record.
AUGCGCCUGCGCAAUAGCAGGCUGUCGGUUAAGCACAGACCCACCCCCCCAGAGGACGAAAGAAUAGAACUGCCCAAGGAGAUGGCCAAGGUUUUCAAAGCCGCAGAUAACCGUGGCGGGCGGAUCCGAUCCCUGUUCAUAGACCCUGUACUUCAGGGGAGUUCCCGUUCCCACAUGGGAACCACGCCCAACAGAGGGGCGGAGUUUCCUUCGAGCCGUAACGCCCAGGAGCAUGGCAAGACCACGGAUCUGCCGAAGGACGAGGCCAAGGAGGGCACUGGAUUCUGGCUGCUGAACAUGCUGAGAAGAACUCUUAGAGGGUCUGAAAGUAAAGAACUAGAAGUAACACCUGAGGCACCAAAUUUGGUGCCAUUUGGGGACGUGGUUGGCUGCCUGGCUGUUCGUAUAAAGAAUUGCAGACAUUUUACGCCUAAGAUCAGUUGGCAGCAUUACAAUAAUUUGUUCAUUCGCAUCUCUAUAAACAAUAUUGUGAAAUGUACAAAAAUUCGUAGCUUGCUAUUACAAAACAAACUAUAUAGCUAUAAUGAAAAGAACGCUAUAAUUAAGUUUGAUGAAGUGAAGUAUUUUUCUGUACAGGUUCCCAGACGUCAAGAUGAUGAGCGGAAUAAUAUUUACUUGGAACUAAUGCAAAAUGUCAAUAAAGAGAAAUAUCCUCUCUUGUUAGGAAGUGUUCAGGUACACCUUUAUGAAGUAAUUCAGAAAAGGUGCUUUACUGAAGAAUUUCAAAUGUUGAAUAAAAACACAUUUAUCUGCAGGAUGGAGGUAGAAUUUAUGUUCUCCUAUGGAAACUUUGGUUAUGGAUAUUCACAUCAGUUAAAACCUCUUCAGAAAAUUAUUGAGCCAUCCAUGUUUAUGAAUAUUGCACCACCUCCAGAAAGAACAGACCCUGAGACAAAUGUUAUUAUACCACAGCCAAUAGAAUAUCCAGCAUUCUUAUCCCCAGACCUGAAUGUUACCCAACCCAACCAGCCUUCUGUAGUGCGGCUCGAAAAGCUUCAACAACAACCUCGGGAAAGGCUAGAAAAAAUGAAAAAAGAGUAUAGAGAUCUGAGUACAUGGAGAGAAAAAGCUACAUAUUUAGAAGGAGUUCUUAACCCAAAAUUGGAACAUAGUCGACCUAAGGAAAGUAAUACCAAUGAGAUACUUGAAAGCAAAUUUGAAGAGGGUUCUGAAGACAUUUUAACAUCAGAUGUCUCUUUUAUAAAGGAGGAAGCCAAAACUAUUCCAAGUGAGUUACUGCAUAAUGAUGAUAUGAAAGACCUGAGCCUACCAACUUCGAACCAGUCAAAUCAAGAUAAUUUAAUUGAUGUUGCUCCUAAAAGUGAUGAAUCAACAAAACAAACAGAUACUCUAUUACACAUUAUUCCUAGCCUGACCAUAACAGAAGAAAACAAAAUACUACCUUUAGAGGAAUACUCAUCAGAAGACAUGAUGGACAGAAAAAUGAAAAAUGUACUCUUUCAACCAGGAGUAAAAUUAAAAGAUAAAUAUACAGGCAUUUUGAAAAACUCAUCUUCAUCAGAGGUGGCUUUUUCAGAAAAAGAACACAUCGUACCAUCUUUAAGAUCAGAAUAUAUAGAUUUCCAACCAAAAUAUCAGUUCUUGAACUCCAACAUCAAGGAUGGUUUUGAUCCUUUUCUAAGGAAUUUAAACAACAAAAUGUCAGUCGGAAAAAGGAAGGACCAAGAUAUGUGCAAAUGUAGAGACAUUUUAAGUGCAGACAUUGUAGAGCUUGAAGACCAAGACCCUCCUCACCCAACACAUUCAAAAAGCACAGGCCCUAUUAAGGAAAUCUGGCCGCAUGGUUUUGAUAGUGCCACAAUGAAGACUGUAGACACUAAGAAAAAGUUAAUCCAUGAUCCUGCUAUCAUCACAAUAAAGACUUUAAGUACUAAGGAUAAGUUAAAGGAAAGACUACCAAAUGUAUCUUUGCCAAACUUUGAAGGAGUAUCAUCACUGACUGAAAAUGUAAAUGUACAUGCAUGUCGCCUCUCAAAAUCAUUAAGUUUUACUUCCCACAUAGAAAACUUAAAACAAUCAAUGGUACUCAAGUCAAUUUUAAGUAAAAAUCUGCAAGACCUUUCAGAUAAAUUAUUUUCUCAAACAGAAGUUUCUGUGGACACUGAAGCAAGAAAGAAAAGUCAUAGUUCUCCGCUUCUAAGUGUUCGUGAUAACCCAUUAAGUAAUUUGGAAGACGACAUGUCUGACAAAGUCCAAGGUUUAAGUAACUGGUUUACAAAAGGAGACAUUUUAAAUUCAGAGUCUUUUAUAAGUCCAGUAAUCAAAGAUAUUUCUAUAGAUUCACUUUCAGAAAGUGGAUCAGGAAAUUCUCCAGAAGUAGAAAGGGAACUUGUCUCCAAAAAAUACUUAGAGGCUAGUGAGAUAGCUUUUUCAAUUAAAAAAAAAAGUAGUUUCAAAAAGAAACAUUUAGAAAGUGAAGUUUCUAGCUCCAAAUUACGUGAUUUUGUUAUAAAACAAAUAUUCACUGUGCCAGCGUUCUCCAAGCUGAAGAUAGGAGUGGAAGAAUCGAGGGAGACACAGAUGAACUCGCAGGAUCAAUUCCCCGCAGCUUGGGAGAGUUUAUCUUCAGAUAUUCUAGUUCACAGUGGAGAAAACGAUGGUGAAAUAGAAUCACCAGAGAACAAAUCUGUUAUAAGCCAAAUAAUAGAAGCAUUUCCUGUAGAUACUCUUUUAGAAUCUGGGAUAAUCAAAGUGAUAGAAUUAAAUAAAGAACACCAGAAGAGUUCUUUGCUGCAUACAGAGACAGCCUUUGCUGAAGAAAAGCCAAAGGACUCCACAGAGGAUUAUUUAGAAAUCAAAAGCAAAACAGAUCCUCUUUCAAAGCAGAUUAUACCCACCAUUCCCAAAGAAACCACUUCUUUUUUUAACAGAGUUGAAUUUAUAGACAAUGGCCAAAAUAUAUCCCCAGAAAAUUCAAAGUCUCAGUCAACACCAGAUAAAAACACAGAUUUGCCAAGUAAUGGUCAGAGGCUGGAUAGAGAAGAAAAUGAUAUAAGUCCUACCUUAGAAAAUUUAAGUAACUUAUUAAUGGAUAAAUAUAAUGAGUCAGAUGUAAUAAUGUUAAAAUCUUUUUUGAAAAACAUAUUUAAUGUUUUUUUAAAAUAUAAUCAGGCUGAAAGGGGACAACCAGAAAAAGAAUUAGAAAGACUGAUUCAACAUCCUUUUCCAAAUAAUACAAAAGACCCUGAAGAAACCAAAGAGAAUUUUGAUAAAGCGGAUAAAUUAGGGGGAAAACCUAGUUUGAGUCCAAAGCUACGUAUAUUUCUAGAAGAACUCUCAGAGUCAGAAAUAGAAAAUUUUAAAUCUGAAUUAAGUAAACACAUCCAGCAUUACCUUGUAGAAAGACUUUCAGAAUCAGGACUUGUCACCAGAGAGGACCUAACAAAAAUCUGUCAAAAUCUGUAUUUGAUGAAUGAGGAAGCAGAACCAAAAGGGCAAAAUGUUUUUCUGGAGAAAUAUUCAGAAACUGUAAAAGAAACCAUGUCUUGUGUAAAUAACUUUAAUCAUCAUUUCAUAGAUAAACAUUUGGAAAUAAAGCUAAGAUCUUUUUUAAAUGAAAUUCUCCAAAACUAUUUCCUAAAAAACCUUUCAGAAAGCAGUUUUUCUAAAGAGACAGAAUCUGAACCUAUACACUCAAACAUAUCUUCUCUAAGAACUGAAAGUGCUUCAGUAUCUUUUCAAGAGUUAGGACAAAGUAUUUCAAGGGGGAGUUUUGGUAGAAGGCUUGAAGUAAACAUGAAGUACCCUUUAAAUAAAUUUCUGCAAAGCUAUCUCACAGCUUUAUCAGAAAAUGAACUAUUAAAUCUAAAAGGUGAUUUAAGCAAAUACCUUCAGAGACUUUUUACAGAAAAACUUUCACAAUCAGGACUAAUCACUGAAAAGCAAUUAGAGGGAAUCAGCCACCAUAUAAAUUUGAAUAUUUCUAGUUCCACACCAUUAAAAUAUAUAAAGCCAGAUUUAUCUUUUAGAGAUGAAAAUCCAUUUAUGGAUGAGCAUUCAGAAAAGCAAAAUAAAUAUUCAAAAAUUGUUCAUAAAACCACUUUACCAAAAGUUCCUGAGAAAAGCCUUGUAGAAACAGAACUGACCAGAAAGGAAGAAAAGGAAUAUUUUUUCUUACAAAAUAUUCAAGAAAAUCCAUCAAUAAUUAGAGAACAGAAAAAAUAUCAUCUUAAAGAAGGAGCUAAAACUCUGACUUUAAUUAAAGUACAAACUUCUUCCAACAAAAAUACCCAGGCAAUUCCAUUAAAGAAGUCAUCAGAAAGACUUACGGAUAUAGUGUUUCAGAAAGUAAAGAAAGAACAUGGUUUCAUGCAGCUUCCUCAAGUGGAAAAUUUUGAUUUUAAAACAGAGAUUCAGGACCCACAUAAUUUAAGUGGUAAAUCAAAAAUAACUCAAUCAAAUGUCUGCUUUGAAAGGACACUAAAAAUGAUGCCCCUUGAAAAAAAGCAUAACAUCUAUAAAUUGAUGGUACAGGAAAAACCUGAAGUGCUUUCACCACAUCCAAGAAUUCCUUUUUGCAAAAUGCCAAAUGAAGAUGAAGAAUACGUAAAUAAAUUCACUUUUUCUUCCAGGCAGAAUAAUAGUUUAACUCAUUUCAAUUCAGAGGCUGGUGAAAACUCAAAAUUAGACCAGUAUUGUCAGAGAUUGAAAGGAUAUAAUAAUAACAAUAAAAAACAUUUAAUAACAUUUUCGCAUUAUGAAAAAGAAAUACAAGCUCUUUAUAUAAAACCAAGUGAAAUUUACAAUGAAAAAUGUGCCACGGUCCUUGCAUCACAAUUGUUUAAAGUUGUGGAAGCUCAGAAAAAAUCAAAACCAUUCCUCUUCCCAGAAGUAUUAAAGAAAGAAUAUCUAAAGCCCAAGGUCCAAAAAGAAAGAAACCAUGUCAGCAAACAAAAAAAGUCAUUUAACAAGAUAGUUAAGAUACUACCAACUGCACCACCCACCACAAGGAUUCUAAAGAAAUCUGUUCCAAGGACAUUGCUUCAUUGGACUGCAAGAAGAACUGUACAUGAUUGUUUGGAUAAAUCUGAGGAUUUACGUGGGACCUCGUUUCAGCAUCUUGAAAAAGCAAAAUCAAGAGCAAGGCUUUCAGGAAAGAGCUCAGAUGACAACCAUUAUCGGUUAAAACACACUGCAAGACCAUACACUGCUCCAGAGGUUAGCAAACGACGAGAAAGCUACUCUGGAAAACGUACAAAUCCUCGGAUGGUUUCAGCAGGUUUAGUUCAUUUAAACGUAACAGUUCCAGAUUAUGAAAUCCAAAAAAUGCGGCCCCCUCCAAAAUUAAAAUGUUGAAAAUGUUCACUCAUUUGUGCUAUCCAAUUGUUAAACAGUUCAGAAUGAUAUGCGAGGCCAACAGUCGGAACAUUUCUCCAAUUAACAAAAUGGUUUGGUGAUGUGUCCUUUUGUAUGAUGGAAGUCAGCAGCCAAAUUUCAUCUUGUUAGAACCAUUUUGUUUUAAUUAAAAUGAAAAGAAACAGCUUUUGAUGUAAAAGU